AUGGCACAAAGCCUCCCCCAACACACAGAGGCCGAGGAAGGGGACAAAGAGGAGCUAGAGGUAGCCAUCAAAAAGGCACCAAAAGCGUUCAACGGAGAGGAGCCAUUGUCAAACAACCAACUGAACUUGAUCAACAUGCUGAUUUUUUCAAAGAAGGUCUACAUGAACGCAAAUGAAUCAAUCCAGAAACAAAUUCUGUUUGGAUCUGGAAGGGAAUUUCAUGUCAUGGUACCACUCCCUUAA
Puccinia graminis f. sp. tritici CRL 75-36-700-3 is the source of this 243-nucleotide messenger RNA. RefSeq lists its product as uncharacterized. Lineage: Eukaryota; Fungi; Basidiomycota; Pucciniomycetes; Pucciniales; Pucciniaceae. The transcript is spliced from 2 exons. The coding region runs from base 1 to 243 and encodes 80 amino acids. The record is from RefSeq and is a predicted model, not a curated record.